This is a messenger RNA of Pseudozyma flocculosa PF-1, 1563 nucleotides long. RefSeq lists its product as uncharacterized. Gene Ontology annotation, molecular function: carbohydrate:proton symporter activity. The transcript is spliced from 4 exons. The coding region runs from base 1 to 1563 and encodes 520 amino acids. Gene Ontology annotation, cellular component: membrane. Gene Ontology annotation, biological process: transmembrane transport; carbohydrate transport. The record is from RefSeq and is a predicted model, not a curated record. Lineage: Eukaryota; Fungi; Basidiomycota; Ustilaginomycetes; Ustilaginales; Ustilaginaceae.
AUGGCGCUCUCGCCCAAGUUCUACACAUGGCUCGUCGGCUGCUUCGCCGCCAUGGGCUCUAUGUUGUUCGGUUACGAUUUAGGAGUGAUCGCUGGAGUGCUGGUUGCUCCUGACUUCCUCAAGACGACGAACAACCCGGACUCGGAUUACCUGGGAUUCAUCACCAGCUCGAUGCUGCUCGGCGCCUUUGCCGGCUCCAUCCCCGCCUCGAUCAUCGCCGACAAGUACUCUCGCCGCUCGGCCAUCGUCGCCGGAUGCCUCGUCUUCCUGUUUGGUGGCUCGAUGCAGACCGGCGCCACCGGCCGUGAAGUCAUGCUCGCUGGCCGCUUCUUUGCCGGAUUCGGCAUUGGAAUGAUUGCCCUCCUCGUCCCCCUCUACCAGUCCGAGAUUGCCCACCCGUCGAUCCGCGGAAGUCUGACGACGCUCCAGCAGUUCUUCCUCGGCAUCGGUGCUCUCGUCGCCUCCUUUGUCAUCUACGGCUGCAGCAACAACUACCGGGGCACCGAGUUCGAGUGGCGCUUCCCGCUCGCGCUCCAGCUCGUCCCCGCCAUCCCGCUGGGCGCCCUCAUCUUCUGCUUCCCCGAGUCGCCGCGAUGGCUCGUCGCCCAGGGCCGCAACGAGGAGGCGCUGGCCGCCCUCGCCCGCCUCCACGCCAGCGGCGACGUGACCGACACGUUUGUCGUCGCCGAGCACGCCGAGCUGCAGCUCAAGAUCCGCGAGGAGGUCGAGUCGCGCUCGGCCUGGAGCGAGAUCUUUGGCGACGUCCAGUCGAUCCGCAAGAUCAUGAUUGGCAUCAUCCUCCAAUUCAGCGUCCAGAUGACGGGCGUCUCGGCCAUCCAGUACUACUCGCCCCAGAUCUUCUCCAACUUUGGCUUCAGCAACCAGCGCACCUUCCUCUUCCAGGCCAUCGCCUCGAUCUUUGCCCUGGUCGGCGAGGGCCUCUGCGUCGGCUUCGUCGACAAGGUCGGACGCAGGUGGCCCCUCAUCAUCUGCAACAUGGGCACCGGCCUCGUCUUCAUCGUCGCCGCCGCCCUCCAGGCAAACUACCCCUCGACCCCCGACAACCUCAACAAGGCCGCCUCGUACACCUUUGUCGCCUUCACCUGGCUCUUCCAGCUAUUCUUCUCCGCCGGCAUCGGCCCGCUCUCGUGGGCCGUCCCCGUCGAGAUCCUCAACACCAACAUCCGCGCAAAGGGCGUCGCCAUCACCAACCUCGCCUCCUGGAUCUCCAACUUCAUGAUCGGCCAAGUAACCCCGAGGGCCCUGGCUUCGGUCGGCUGGCGUUUCUACCUCCUUUUCGCCGUUUGCGGCUUCACCAACGCCCUCACAUUCUUCCUCAUCCUACCCGAAACUAAGGGGCGGACCCUAGAAGAGAUGGACGAUUGGUUCGCUCAGACGCCGUUCAUUGUCAUCCUGAGCAAGGCGAAGCCGAUCGACACCAAGGAGCGGGAGCGGCAGCUGGCGGCGGGCAUGGACGGUCCGGUGGCGCAGAGGCUCGGCCACAACGACUUUGAAAAGGACGGCAGCGAAAAGAGCAAGACCGAGUACCUCGACACCGCCUAA